Messenger RNA from Chenopodium quinoa (quinoa), 844 nucleotides. Its product is annotated as glycine-rich protein 5-like. The coding region runs from base 84 to 569 and encodes 161 amino acids. The record is from RefSeq and is a predicted model, not a curated record. NCBI's taxonomy places the organism in Eukaryota, Viridiplantae, Streptophyta, Magnoliopsida, Caryophyllales, Amaranthaceae. The transcript has a single exon.
UUAUAUAAACUCAACACUAUCACUUCAUUCUCAUUCACAAACAAAGAGAAAAACAAGAGAGUACUAAGAGAGGAAGAAAAAAGAUGGGUAAGUGUUGCAUUACAUUGUUUUUGGUAAUGGUUCUGGUGCAAUCUGCCUUCGCGGCAAGAACUGCACCAGAGCAAAAGACUAACACAAACAUUGUCAACACAACUCAAGAUGAUAACAAGAAAAGUGGUGUAACAGUACCAGCAACCGACGAGAAGAACUUUGUCUCGUUCGGAGGUGUUGGUGGUGGUGUUGGAGGUGUUGCUGGAGUUGUUGGUUUACCCGUUGGCGGAGUUGGAGGGUUAGGUGGUGCUGGAGGUGUAGGAGGGUUGGGUGGUGCUGGUGGGUUAGGUGGGCUUGGUGGUGGUGCUGGUGGGCUUGGUGGGUUAGGUGGUGGUGCUGGUGGGCUUGGUGGUGGUGCUGGUGGGCUUGGUGGGUUAGGUGGUGGUGCUGGUGGGCUUGGUGGGUUAGGUGGGCUUGGUGGUGCUGGUGGUGGUGCUGGAACUGGAGGUGGUGCUGGUUGUGUUGGGGGUAUUCCUUAAGAUGAUUAUAGAUUAUGAUUAAUUAAUAGGUUGUUAUGGUGUGAUUAAUUGUGGUUUUGAGCUUAAUUAAUUAAUACUUCUAUUAUGUUGUUAUAACUCAUAAUUGUGUUUUAGUUAAUGGGGUGAAUUUUUGUUAUACUAAGCUAGUUUUGCAUGGUUGUAGGAGACUCUCUUGUGAGUGUUGGAGGGUAUGAGUUAUAUUGGUGUGUAUGUUGUCGUUUAUGCUUUUGUUGUUUAUUAUUAUUCAAUAAAAGUUUGUUAUUCAUCUUGUUUUA